Molecule: messenger RNA, 1770 nt
Organism: Trypanosoma grayi
Lineage: Eukaryota; Euglenozoa; Kinetoplastea; Trypanosomatida; Trypanosomatidae
Product: phosphatidylinositol kinase
Exons: 1
Coding region: 1-1770 (589 amino acids)
Biological process (GO): phosphatidylinositol phosphate biosynthetic process; phosphatidylinositol-mediated signaling
Cellular component (GO): membrane; cytoplasm
Molecular function (GO): 1-phosphatidylinositol 4-kinase activity
Source: RefSeq, a predicted model, not a curated record
AUGCUGCCAGCCUUCUUUGCGAUCAGAGUGCUCGAGUGUCUGGACCGCGCCCCAGGGGGGAACCUCUGCGCUGAGAAAAUGCGCACAAUCGUGAGGGACAAAAUAUUGCUCAAGAAGAACGCAUUCCUUGAUCGUCGCGUCCGCGAAUGCGUCGUUCCGCUCUUGUUGGAUUUGUUUGAUCGGAAGUCGUGCGAGCCACACGCCACGCGGGUACUACUAGAGAUCGCCGCACAGGACCAGCGCCUUGCGCUCGUCAUACACCAGGACACACUGACACGCAGCGAGCAUGACAGUUUGAGCUACCACACACUGCGCGAGCUCGUUCUGAAGGUCGAUGCCGGCAAUAGACCGGACACACACCAAAAGUUCUUGAAUACCAUUCGCUUCCUUAGCGUUCUGACGGCGGUGUGGAAGAAUUCCGUGCGCCCAGUGGAGGCUGCCGACUUACGCGCUGCGUUUCACGAGCAGCUGGAGAAGGCGGGGCUCAUAGCGGAUGUUGAAAGAGACGAGCAGAAUGCUGCACCAGAGGUGAGUGGAACUGUUACUCUGAAGCCGAUGUUAUUCCCAUUCGAUACCGACGUAGUGGUAAGAAGUAUCAACUUGAACGGCAUUGUGAUCGUGAAUUCGAAGCAGCGUCCUGUCUUGCUUCCCCUCAUUGACGUGGGCGGUGCCACGCGGCGUAUCCUCUACAAGAGAGAAAACCUUGAAAAGGACAAGGUAAUGUGCAUAAUGUCGAGGUUGCUCCAGUGGGUGCUGCACAAGCAGCUGCGUCAGGUAGUGUUGCCGACGUAUCACGUCAUUCCGCUCUCGGGCAACUCCGGCAUUAUUGAGAUUGUAGAGGAGGGACAAACAGUGCAGCACGUCAUCGAGCGAUACACGGAGCGUCGUCUACUAAAGUAUCUUGCAAGUCUGGGGCAUCAACAACCUGGGCGAAAACAACGGCAACAGCAGCCGCAACAACAGCAACCGAGCCACGCCAUGGAUAAUCAGCUGCCGACACGAGUCCCAACGCCCGAAGUCCGCCAGAGCUUCCUUUGCUCAGCUAAGUUCUUCAUUCUGAUGAAUUACAUCUUUGCAAUUGGUGAUCGACACCGUGACAAUGUUAUGAUACACCCAAGUGGCGCCAUCUUUCACAUUGACUUUGGCAUGCUGCUGACCACACGGACGUUAGCGGAACGAGUUACCACGAGUUAUGUGCGCUUUGAUCUUGACCUAGAGGAGUGUGUGCUAGAGUUCAUGCGGGACCGUGAACAAUCACCACCACCACCACCGCAUCAUCAUCAUCAUCAUCAUCAUCAUCAUCAUCAUCAAGAGCAACAAGAGGAACAACAUUAUCAUAAUCCUCAGCGUCAGCAAAAACAGAAACAAAAACAAAAACACCGAAAUGUGUCGGAUGCGUCAGCAGCGGAAGCCGCGGAGAAGCCCAACGAUCCCCUUUCCAUGUUUCUGAUGGAGACCGCCGACUGGUUUCUUGAGGUUCGCCCGUACGCCAGCAUGAUCUUUCAGCUGCUAUCGCACGUCGUCCAUCGGUCAGCGCUCGACGGUGUGGCCUCUGUCGAUGUGCUCGCGACACUGAUGCAGACAAUAUUCAUGUGUGACUCAUCAGAGGCGACGUGCAAGGCGCUUUUCUGCGACCGCGUGAAAAGGUCGCGGGGUCAGACAUGGCUGAAAGACUUCACUCAUGACACACAGAAACGAACUUGGAGUAUUUUGUCGCAGGGAUUCAGGUGGAUGCGGGAAAAGGCGGGAAUUGACCGCAGUGAAUUGUAG